Molecule: messenger RNA, 590 nt
Organism: Dendrobium catenatum
Lineage: Eukaryota; Viridiplantae; Streptophyta; Magnoliopsida; Asparagales; Orchidaceae
Product: protein transport protein yos1
Exons: 2
Coding region: 119-355 (78 amino acids)
Biological process (GO): endoplasmic reticulum to Golgi vesicle-mediated transport
Cellular component (GO): Golgi membrane; COPII-coated ER to Golgi transport vesicle; endoplasmic reticulum membrane
Source: RefSeq, a predicted model, not a curated record
UUUUUUUUUUUUUUUUUUUUUUUUUUUUUUUGAAAUUUUGUUUACCGACUCGGACUUAUGAUUAAAAAGCCGACUGUUCAUCCGUUCCCGGAUUGAAGGCUAAGCAAAGUGUGCCACAAUGGGCUUGUGGACGUUGCUUGAGGGCUUUUUUCUUCUUGCAAAUGCGCUUGCAAUGCUAAACGAGGAUCGCUUUCUUGGCCCCAGAGGAUGGAGUUUCUCUGAAGUGUCAGGAGGAGGUAGAGCCAAGUCAAUGAAAGGGCAGGUAAUUGGACUCAUCUAUGCCACCCAGUAUCUUAGAUUUCCUCUCAUAUUUUUGAAUCUUGCAAUCAUUCUUGUAAAGCUUGUAUCAGGCUGAUAUUUAGCAAACAAUUCUUACUUUCUGAAACUAUUUAUCUCUAAUCUUACUGUUUCAACUUUCUGAAGUAUUUUUCUUUUUCAAAUAAUGCUUCUUAACAAAUAAAGUUUAUGUAUUUUGAACAUAUUUUUCUUAUGAUGUCUAAGAAGAGCAUGAUGUAUGAUACGAUAGUGGGCCACUAUUAUGUUUUAUCUAUGAUGUUGAAUAGAAGUGGGGAUGAAAAUGAGUUGGCUGA